GUAGAAGGCUAGUCUGUAAACGACAAUAUCAACUCACUCGUGGACAGACAUACAAAUAGCAUGGCUGUAAGUCAAAUAAUGUCCAUUUUAUUGAUAUUAAGCUUACUGAUCUGCAUUUUUCAAGAUGUGGUGUGUUUAGGCUAUAAUGGCACAGACGUUAACGUUACGGAUAGCCCCUUUGUUGUUGACUACUGCGAACAAAGCUGCGAUUUGACUUCUAGGGCGUGUAAGUGUGACGAUAAGUGCCUAACAUACGGAGAUUGUUGCAAAAAAAAAUAUGGUACCUUCACCAAUAUAGAAAUAUUGGAAACGGAAAAAUCUACAGAAACGUGUACAGAAGUAUCCGGUUAUUUUUACUUCAUCGUUCGCAAUUGUUCUUACUCGUGGGACGACAUUCAUUUGCGAGAACUUUGUGAACUUAAUGAUAAUAUACAUGAUAUUAUACUCGACGUACCCGUGUAUGACCGUGCAGCGAAUCAUUAUAAAAACAUUGCAUGUGCAUUGUGCAAUGACAUCCAAUUAGAUGAUAUACUGGCAUGGGAUGUUAUUAAUACCGAUACUAAUUAUUCAUCAGAGACCGGUUCAAUUGUUUCCGACUUUGAGGCAAAAGACAGUGGAAUUUCUAGUCCAAUAUACACCUACAUGCCACUAAGUGCACCAGAAAACCUCAUGCCUAGGUCCUGUGAUGAUCGAAUAAUUAUUAAUAAAUGCAAAAUUGAAUCCAACACUUGUCCAGAUUAUUUUUCGCCUGUUACGUUUGACGGUUUAUCGGAAUCAUAUAUUUAUAAAAAAUCCGGACUGUGCAGCUUGCAAUGGUUUUGA
This is a messenger RNA of Anneissia japonica, 822 nucleotides long. RefSeq lists its product as uncharacterized. Bases 61 to 822 code for a protein of 253 amino acids. Lineage: Eukaryota; Metazoa; Echinodermata; Crinoidea; Comatulida; Comatulidae. The transcript has 2 exons. The record is from RefSeq and is a predicted model, not a curated record.